Limulus polyphemus (Atlantic horseshoe crab) is the source of this 2042-nucleotide messenger RNA. Its product is annotated as solute carrier family 23 member 1-like. Bases 293 to 1996 code for a protein of 567 amino acids. Gene Ontology annotation, cellular component: membrane. The transcript has 13 exons. Gene Ontology annotation, molecular function: transmembrane transporter activity. Gene Ontology annotation, biological process: transmembrane transport. NCBI's taxonomy places the organism in Eukaryota, Metazoa, Arthropoda, Merostomata, Xiphosura, Limulidae. The record is from RefSeq and is a predicted model, not a curated record.
ACAGAUAGCCCAGUGUGUAGCUUUGUGUUUAAUUACAAACAAAACCUUACAAAAUUAACACAACCAUUGGCUUUCUUUCGGGAAAAACCGGUUCGUGGUUAAGUAAUAGAAUUGACACAGCCCGAGUGUUCGGUUUUUCAACAACUGUAGGAGCUAGAUCUGCAAGUUAAGCGUUGGGAUAAUACUUCAGUGUCAUGGCGGAGGAUAACCUGGCUUAUCAGCUCAAUGAGGAGCCCUAUUUACAGGGGAAAAAACAAAUGAAGAGGAGACAAAGGUAGACUACCGUAUAGAAAUGGUUUCUGUUGGGGAGCUAUCUCCGGCAAGUGGCACCACUACAGACGUUGUAUACAAGGUCGACGAUACACCUCGUUGGUAUCUUUGUAUUCUGCUGGGCAUCCAGCAAUAUCUGACGAUGUUUGGAGCUACCGUGGCGUAUCCUUAUCUGAUAUCCCCCAAAUUUUGUAUCGGUGAGAACGACCCUGCCCGUGGCUACAUUACAUCUACAACGUUCUUUGUUUCAGGUCUUGGUACAUUGAUUCAAUCAAUUUUUGGUACGAGGCUUCCCAUAAUACAGGGUUCGUCAUUCACGUUACUGGUGCCUACAUUUGCAAUUAUGGGUUUGCCUCAAUGGAAAUGUCCUAGUGAAGAGGCUAUCAUUGCCGCUAGGGAUCCAGGAAUUAAUAAGUCACUUCCUGUAACAGAUGAAGAACUACGAGAAGUCUGGCAAUCAAGAUUAAGAGAGAUCCAAGGUGCUAUCAUCGUGGCAUCUUUGUUUGAAGUGGCAAUCGGAUUCACUGGAAUUAUUGGAUUUCUUCUUCAAUGGAUAACCCCUCUUGCCAUCGUCCCGACCGUAGCCUUGAUAGGACUCUCACUGUUUGAAGAAGCUGCAUCUUCAGCUAGUAAAAACUGGGGGAUAGCAAUUCUAACAGUAUUACACUAUAAUAACGGCCUUUCUUUCUUUAAGCUCUUUCCGGUGUUACUGACAAUUGUCAUCGUUUGGAUCUUCUGUGCUAUCCUGACAGUAUCUGGUGCUUUAAAACCAACUGACCCAGCUAGAACAGAUUUACGGUUACAAACACUCUACUCCAGCCCUUGGUUUAGGUUUCCUUAUCCAGGACAAUGGGGUUUACCAACAGUGAGCACAGGGGCAGUUUUUGGAAUAUUAGCUGGAAUAUUAGCUUCAGUAGUGGAAUCGGUUGGUGAUUACUACGCAUGCGCCCGGCUAGCUGGAGCUCCCCAUCCUCCAACAAGCGCUAUAAAUCGUGGAAUAUUCGCAGAGGGAAUUUCCUGUGUUCUGUCUGGAAUAUGGGGAUCUGGCGGUGGCUUGACGUCGUACAGUGAAAAUAUUGGGGCAAUCGGAGUAACAAAAGUGGCCAGUAGACGUGUUGUCCAAUGUGGAGCAAUUGCCAUGUUGCUGUUUGGAGUUUUAGGAAAAUUUGGAGCAUUUUUCAAUACCAUUCCAGAACCAAUUAUUGGUGGUAUCUUUUGUGUGAUGUUCUCUAUUGUAACUGGUGUAGGGCUUUCAAAUUUGCAAUGCAUUGAUCUCCAUUCUUCGAGAAACAUAUUCAUUCUGGGCUUGUCCUUAUUUAUGGGACUUACAAUUCCAAAAUGGGUUGAGGCUCACCCUGAUGCAGUGGACGUUGGUAACGAUGUAGCAACACAACUCAUCAAGGUUCUUCUGAACACCAACAUGUUUGUUGGUGGAUUUAUCGGAUUUCUAUUGGAUAACACCAUCCCAGGAACAGCGGAAGAGAGGGGGCUCAGCGGGUGGAGAGAACAAGGACAAAACAAUAACACUUGUGAUGGUGAAAUUUCCUAUAAAACAUACGACUUUCCUUUCGGCAUGAAGUUCAUUAGAAAAUUUAAAGUGUUUAGUUACUUUCCAAUAAGUCCUACAUACGACGAAAAUAUUGUUGUUGGUAAAGUGAAAUCUCUUAUUAAAUUUAAAGGAAUUUUGCCCCAAAAGAAGAAUACAAAAUACGACAUUAACACAUAAUUCUAAGAUAUUUAUUUCUCGUACCCUAAACACUGUUAAGUUUGGU